GAAUUUUCAUUCAUUGAUCAACUUUACUCAUUAUAGUAAACAUCUGAUUUUUUAAGGUUUUGUUUUUAUUUUUCUAAUUUAAUAUUGUUAAUUUAUAAAUCGUUGAUUAAAUGGUCAUGAAUCCGCCGCUUCCAACAAAGAAAAUUAAAACCGCCAAUGGGAGAAUUGUUCCAAUUAUCAGGCAACCAGUGACAGUAAUCAAAUCUCAGCCGGGAAGUAAAUCAAAGCAAGACUUGAAACAUGGUCCAUCCAUUAAACCGCAACAAAUUUUCUGGCAAAAACGUUUGGAAGGGUUAAGAGCGACUAAUCUCAAUUCUGAGUUUGUCGAGAGUUUUGAUUUACCCAAAAAUAUGAAACCAGUUGGACCCAAUGUUGGUUCUGACACCGCCUUAAGAAGUGUUAUCACUGCUCUUUAUCUUAAACAAGGACCAAUUAUUGGUCAAACUGCAGGUCGAAAUAUUUUGGAAAAAAAUCCUGGAGUAUUUUUGGAUCCAAAGCAGCCACUGGUCGGUACCGUGAUUAUCUCUGAUGAAGAUAUUAGGAGACAAGAAGAGAGAGUCAACUUAUUAAGAAGAAAAUUAGCUAUUGCUAUCAAUGAAUCUGAGAAAAGAUAAAGACACGAAAGAAUAAGAAUCACAAACUGCCCAACUUUAAAUAGUCCAAAAUCUUUGCUAAGGCUGAUAUUUUGUAUUUUAUACUGCAAACAAUUAGGAUAACCAAAACUCGAACCAUUAUUUAUAUACUCAAUUUGGAUUAUUACCAUGAAAUAUUUAAUUUUUUUCCAAAUAUGACGACAAUCAACAUGAUAAACAAAAAAUAAAACCAAAGGUCGAAUUUUGGAUUAAUCAUAA
Panonychus citri (citrus red mite) is the source of this 851-nucleotide messenger RNA. Its product is annotated as methyl-CpG-binding domain protein 2-like. The record is from RefSeq and is a predicted model, not a curated record. Bases 111 to 614 code for a protein of 167 amino acids. NCBI's taxonomy places the organism in Eukaryota, Metazoa, Arthropoda, Arachnida, Trombidiformes, Tetranychidae. The transcript is spliced from 2 exons.